AUGCAUGUAUGCGUCUCUUCAACGAGGCAGGGGCAGCCGGCUGCGCACGAGCUUCCAGCUGGUCCGCCCGAGGGCGAGGGCGAGCUGGGGAUCGGAGCGUACUUUAUUCCUGCGCCAGAGUAUGCCGUCAUGACGUGGCCACAGAUCCAGCAGACAAUCACAAAUGGCGACCUCGACAAGCUGUACCGCCACAAGCAGUGCGAGGAGCGCUACUUGGAGUGGGCAAAGCCCAUUCGACAGAGGUAUGGUGGGCUGGAGACGUACAUUCGCCUCGUGAGGCUCCACUGGGCCGAGGCCGACGACGACGAAGACCGCGACGAGUCACAGCAGCAGCAGCAGCAGCAGCAGUCUCGCUUCUUUGAUGACGCAGUCGCCAAGGACGCCGACCUGGCCAAGUGCAUCCCAAACGACUGGCCCUAUGGCAUCCCCGGUGACUGCGGCCACUAUGUCGUCUGGUGCAAGCGGCCCAUCAUCCAUCCCGGCCUCUUUGAAACGGCCGACACUCCGUUUCCGCCCGGACCCGAGCGCGAGGCCCUCUAUGCGGCGAUUCUCUUUGACGGCAUUCGCGGCCUGACGGGCGCCCCGGACCCGCCGCCCAAGGUGCAGGGCUUCAAGACAAAAGAGGUGCUCCAGCGCACAAUGUCCGACGACGACGCAGAGGCCAUGGCCACCAGUGCCCACGCCUGGGCCGGGCGCUUCCUCCAAAGGUACGUCGAGCAGCGGUGGAGCCGAGAGCAGUGGGAGACGGCCUGGUUUUGCAAUCCGCCGCACCUGCGAACCGUGCCGGGCCUCAGUCAUUUCCAGUGA
Molecule: messenger RNA, 807 nt
Organism: Acaromyces ingoldii
Lineage: Eukaryota; Fungi; Basidiomycota; Exobasidiomycetes; Exobasidiales; Cryptobasidiaceae
Exons: 2
Coding region: 1-807 (268 amino acids)
Biological process (GO): N-acetylglucosamine metabolic process
Cellular component (GO): cytoplasm
Source: RefSeq, a predicted model, not a curated record